AUGUUGAUAGUUGAUGGUUUAUAAAAAUGGUAAAAAUUCUCUAAUUCAGUUGUUAAAAAAUUAGAAGAAGCAUAAACAAACUUAAAUUUGUAACUUGAAGCCUUUAAGAAUAUAUACGUCUUUUAAGAAAAAUAAGAAUAAAAAUGUUUAAUUUGGAAUUUAAAGAGUUGCACAUUUCUAUUGGUGUAAGUUGAUAUCGUUAAGACUAAGAACAAGGAAGUAAGAUAUUUAAAGGAUGGUGAGAUAAUGAGAAUGUAUGUAUUUAAUUAUAACUUAUUAGUGAUUAAAUAAAAAACGCUUCUGCUAAACCUGAAGUUCUUACUAAUUUAGAAUAAAUAAAGUAUUUAUAAUGGUAGGGAAAUUAUGGAUUGAAUAAUCAUAAAAUAGGGUAAUGGAAAAUUCUUUGGGAUUGUAAAAUUUUGGAUGGUGUUGGAGGAGAGUAUAGAGAAGGGGAAAAGUAAGGGUAAUGGAAGGAACCUAUAAAAAAUUAUUGGAGGUAAAACCAAAAUUAUUUCUGAAAAUAGUUUAUCCUAGGUGUAUGAAAUUGGUUAAUAUGACAAAGAUAAAAAUAAGGGAAGUUGGAAGUUAAUAGAAAAUGAUAAUAAGAUGUAUUUGAUAUAAUUAUGUAAACGUUAAGUGGUGGUGGAUAAUACAAUUGCUUUGGUUAGAAAGAAGGAAAAUGGAUCGAUAUAUAUGAGAAUUUUUUUAAUUAUGCUAAAGUCACUUGUGUUGGGAAUUAUGAUAAGAAUGGUAUGAAAAUUGGUAAAUGGGAUAUUUUGUAUUGUAAUGACAUCUAGAAAGAAUAUAAAUAAAUGUAAAUAAAAUAUUAGUAUAGAUAAAAUAGUGGUGGUGGAUAAAAUGAUUAAGAAGGAAAUUAAAAAAAAAUUGGAAAGUGGGUGGAAUUGGAUGAGAAGUUUAGAUAUUAUAAAUAAGUCAUUAAUUGUGGAGAAUACAAUUUAAAUGGUAUGAAAAUCGGUCUAUGGGAUAUCAUGUAUUGCAAAGACAAAUAGAAGCUAUAUAGAUAAAUGUAAAUAUUUCACUUGCAUAUCAGCGGCGGUGGAUGUUACGGUUCAGGAGAUAAUUCAAAAAAAAUUGGAAAAUGGGUUGAAUUUAGUUUUUGGAAAUAACCCACUUACAAUGGUGAAUAUAAUUUUCAAGGUAUGAAGAUUGGUAGAUGGGAUAUUAUGUAUUUUAUCUAAGGAAAGAAGGAAUAUAAAUUAAUGUAAUUAUUAUCUAAUUAUAAGGUAUAAGUGGUGAAGACAAUAUGAUUUAAAAGGAUUAGAGAAAGAUUGGAAAAUGAAUUGAAUUGGAUGAAGAGUUUAAGGAUAUUUUUUAAGUCAUUUUUCAUGGUGAAUAUAAUUUGAAAGGUGCAAAGAUUGGUAUCUGGAUGAAGAUGGAUAUACAAAAAAAUAACUCAGUUUUUGAAGAGAAAUUUGCUGAUUGAAAAGUAUAAAUAGUAUUAAUUUGCAUAAAUUAAUAUCAAGAUUUUAAACAUAUAGAUGGAUUAUUUUAGAAGAAAAGAAGAA
This is a messenger RNA of Paramecium sonneborni, 1526 nucleotides long. The record is from the annotation of a GenBank genome assembly. Lineage: Eukaryota; Ciliophora; Oligohymenophorea; Peniculida; Parameciidae.